Messenger RNA from Porites evermanni, 4869 nucleotides. The record is from the annotation of a GenBank genome assembly. NCBI's taxonomy places the organism in Eukaryota, Metazoa, Cnidaria, Anthozoa, Scleractinia, Poritidae.
AUGUCCGACGAGUCAGGGUUAACACAUGCUUGUGGUGUUUUCGCGUGCAUUAGAGCUGAUGGCGUUCCUUCAGAAGAAGUUGAUGUGGCCAGUAUAAUCUCCCUUGGCUUAGUUUCCCUUCAGCAUCGGUAAGUGUUAAAUUUUGGACGUCAGUUCCUAAUAUUUUCUCAAAUCGUUAAAUGCUAAUUAACACAACUGAUUCAGUGUUCAGCGUCUGUAUGAACCAUCAGUCCGGUUAAGUACGAAAUAGUGUUGUCUUGGGUACUAUUUAAUAUUGUUAAAGUUAAAAUUUGUUUUUGUAGCUUUUUCUGCCGGGUUAUGAAUUCUAUGGUCCUUUGUAUUCCACAAACAUUUCGGUUUCCUUAUGAAAUAGUUCCUUUUCCUGUAAUUAAGAACAGAGAGAAUGGUAUUCAUUAAUUAAUUAAUCCUUUAGCUCCAAUAUCCACGUAGGGACUCAAAGGGUUAAGUGAUUGUGAAUGUGAAUGUGUGGUUCCAAAAAUUAUCCAUACCUCCCCCACAGAAGGGAUUUUUCCUUAGACUCCCUCACCUCUCUGGAAAUUCCAGUUAAGCUUCAUACAUUUACUUAAAUUUUUGGACCUUUGAGAACCCCCACCCCUCCCCCCCAGGAAUUUCCAAUCCCUUCUGUGGGGGGAGUAUGGAUAUUUUCUGGAACUACACAUUGUUCAGGACUUGGUCCAGGAGGAAAGAUAGUUGAGGAUGGGAUGAGGUGGGUCUAGCUUUGCACAUUAGCAUGGAAUGACAGAGAAUUAAUAAAUGUUAUAUUUUUUCCUUUUUGACCAGAGUAAAAAGAGCAUAUGACAGAUAACAGCUGCAAGAAACUGUCAGACCAGAAAUAUCUUACAAUUAUUAAAUUCGGCUUUCGUAUCAUCUGAAGAAUUAUGGAGAUUGAGGAGGGUGUUAUACGGCCGAGGCAGAUAACUACCUCCAGAUUUAAUAAUUAUUGUUUUAUUAUUCAAUUCAAAAUAAUUCCUAGUUAAAAAACAAGCUAAAAGAUGCUUUCCUCCAUCAAUGUUAAGUUCAUCUUUGAUAGUGCAGGUUUAUCAGCAUGUUUAGGAGAUAAAAAGUUAUUAAGUUCUGCAAAUAUUCUCCAAAUAGCAGAUGCGUCCGUCAAGUUGUCUUCUUGCUGUCCCUGCUAUGUUUUUAGCCAAUAGCUUGCCUAUUUCUUCCUCUUGAAAAGGGUGAAAUGUUCUGGCAUUUUGUGCCCACUAUCAAAACAACUCAACCUUGUCCCCAGCAGGUCUUUUUCACAUAUCACAAAAUUCUUCCAAAUUUGGUUGAAAAUAGCUGGUUAUGAUGAAUUAUGCAUGGGAUUUUUGCCAAUCGAAACAGAGAAAUAUUUUGAAUGAAUAAUGAAAUAAAUUUGACAACUUUAUACCUGGUGAAUCUGUCCAGCUAGCUUAUUGUAGUUUUAAAGUGGCUAUCUGUUAUCAAAGUAGUAAAAAAUUAGCAUCACUGGAUGUUAAAUGGGAAUUGAGGUGUCAGUUGACCAUGGACCUUUGAAACGUACGUGAUUCAGAAAUCCUUGCACAUUUAUGUGCGCCAUUUAAUAAUUUUAAGUACAUCACCUGACUAAAACUGCUUUUUUGAUUUUUUUUCUUCUUGUUAUUCAUGUUGGUUCAAUUUAAUCCUUUGUGCAAAUUUUUAUAUUCUUUGUUUUGGGGCAUGGUAAUGUAUGAUAAUGAGUUUCAAACAGAGGGAAGAAAAAUUUAACUCAAAUAUAAAAUUGAAUUACAAUGUACAAAAUGUGGUUUCUUUGCUUUGCAGAGGCCAAGAAAGUGCAGGAAUAGUCACCAAUGAUGGCAAACAAUUUCACCAGCACAAGGGGAUGGGUUUAGUAAACCAUAUAUUCCAAGAGCAGCAUAUCAAAUCCCUGCCUGGACACAUGGGGAUUGGACAUACGCGGUACUCAACAGCAGGUGCCUCAGAACUUGUCAACUGUCAGCCUUUUGUUGUUGACACCAUACAUGGUCACAUGGCAGUUGGACAUAAUGGUGAACUUGUAAAUGCAAAGGCAUUAAGGAAAAAAGUUCUUAUGCAAGGAACUGGUCUGUCCACAGGCAGUGACAGUGAAGUUAUUACACAGUUGUUGACGGCGACCCCACCAUGUGGGGAACCAGAUGGUGCCAACUGGCCUGGAAGAAUUUAUCAGAUGAUGCAGCUGACGCAGUUAUCGUAUUCGCUAGUGAUCAUGACACAGGACUGUAUCUAUGCUGUCAGGGAUCCCCAUGGCAACCGGCCUUUGUGUAUUGGGAAACUAAGAAACUUGAAUGACAGCCCUGAACUGUCACGGCUUGGUGGAGAAGUAGUCCACUCUGGAUAUGACAGUGAUUGUAUUGAUGAUAGCACCCUGGGCUGGGUUGUAUCCUCUGAGUCUUGUGGCUUUCAUUCAUUUGGAGCCUCCAUGUGCAGGGAAGUAAAGCCAGGAGAAAUUGUUGAGUUAACCACAAAAGGUUUUAGAUCCAUGAGGAUUGUUUCUCUGCCUAAUCCAGAAAAACCUAUGUCAUUCUGUAUCUUUGAGUAUGUGUACUUUGCUCGGCCUGACAGCAUGUUUGAGGGACAGAUGGUGUAUAGUGUGAGACAACGAUGUGGUAAACAGUUAGCCAUUGAAGCACCAGUAGAAGCCGAGCUUGUGAGCACAGUCCCAGAGUCUGCUACUCCAGCAGCUUUAGGUUACUCAUUACAUACUGGCAUUCCAUACGUUGAGGUGCUCACCAAGAACCGUUACGUUGGACGGACAUUCAUUCAACCCAGCAAUAGGCUUAGGAAGCUGGGUGUGGCCAGGAAAUUUGGACCACUUUCAAUGAAUUUUAAGGGAAAGAGGGUUGUUCUGAUUGACGAUUCCAUUGUGCGAGGAAAUACAAUGGGUCCUAUUGUCAAGCUGUUGAAACAGGCAGGAGCCAAGGAGGUGAGCGAUUAAAUAGGUCUCGGGAGUUGUACCCGGAUAAAACCAAGUGCCAAAUUGUAAAUUUAAGUGGGUAGCCUGUACCUCAGACAAAACUAGACUUGUGAUUAAACCCCUCUGCAAAAUAAAAUCUUGUUCUGGGCUUCCACCUGUGUACCAGGAUUUGAUUACGCACCACGAUUGGCAUGUUAAAAACGCCAUUGUUGGUUUGCCAGUCUGGUUGAAGGGAAAUUACAAUGCAUUUCCAUUAACUCAUUGAGCUUGUGGGGCUGAGAACAAGGAUAUAAGCCCUGCUUCUCAAAUUUUAUUCCGAGGUAAAGAAUGGCAGUCCUUUUACAUUGGUUUUCAUUAUAACACAGGAUUGUUACAUCAGGGCUUCACGUCACUUAGCUCUACACCCCCAACUUGGAAAAAUAUAAAUAAUGUGGCCUUUACUGAUGGUCCUGAUUCCAGCCAAAUUAAUAAUUUUGUUGAGCAGGCCCUGGUUGUGAAAUGCAGAAUAGCUUUAUCCAUCAGAUGAAUCACUAUUGUUCGGAUAGGUACAGGAUUACCAAAUUCCAUCAUCCACUGGAUAGUGAGUCAUCCAGUGGAUAGCAUUCUCGGAUCAUUAUAUGUUUCUGGAAAACUGCCCACCUACCCCUCCCCUAAGCCAACAUUUUGCCCUAAGUCAGAAGUAAGUGUUAAUGUUGGCUUAGGGGAGGGAUAGGUGGGCAGUCUCCCAGAAACUUAUAAAGAUCUGCAUUCUCCACCUUUUAAACAACUGUGGCCAGAAUGUUUUCAGUUGUGUUAUUAUCUUUUUUGUUUUGCUCAUGGUUAGGUCCACAUACGAGUUGCAUCACCCCCAUUAAAACACCCUUGCUAUAUGGGAAUCAACAUCCCAACAAGGGAAGAGUUGAUUGCAAACAAGAUGAGUGCUGAUGAACUAGCAAAGCAGCUUGGAGCAGAUAGUCUAAUCUACUUAACCUUAGAGGGACUCCUGACGGCAGUACAGUCUGGGAUACCAAGCUCUGCUGGUAAAAAGGAAGGUCACUGUACGGCAUGUUUAAAUGGACAGUAUCCAGUCGAAUUGGAUUGGUAAAGUGAAAAGACUCAAAGAUAAUGUGUAAUGACUGCUUAUUUAUACCUGUUGCAGUGCAUUGCGUAAACCAUUCAGCCAGAUGCUGCAGUCUUUUCAAGCCUUUGCAAGUUAAUAGGGUUUUUACAUGACUCAGUGCCAUAUCAAGAGAAUUCUGGUACUGUUCUCAGUAAAAAAGUCUUUGACUAGACUGUCUUUUUUAUUAGUUAGAUUCACAAAAGAAUAGUAACCAAAUAAAAUAACACAGACUCGAGGGGGGAUCUAAUCUAUUUUUUACCUCUAGUAAAGGCAUAAAGUUCGUCAUUGUAUUUCAGUUCAAGGUUUUUCUUAGUUUGAAAGCUACAGAUGUCUGGUUGCUUAUCUUUGGGAACACAAGAAGAAACUGGCAUGACACCAAAAACAGUCAAACCCUGAAGAUUACAAUACAAAUUGUACAAAAAUUUAUUUGUCGCCUUAUUUCCUAAGUCAAUCCUAUAUGUAGAAAUAUGCUCUACCUGGUGCUCAAAUAAACAUUUUCACAGUUAAAGCUAUCCAGCAUUCAAGUUGACUAUUUUGCAAGUAAAUUUUUAAAGUAGGGCCCUUUUAGUCCCCCUAGCUACUGCAUGUCCAACAAAAAUGUUUGUGUGCCAUGGCAGCAUAAUUAAUAUAUUUAUUGUCUUUCCAUAUAUUUAUUUCCAUACUACUUUUUUUAGGCAAUUUAUUUUUGGUUACUUAAAUGUUCAUCUUACUGCAAUGGCAACAGUAAGAUAUGGUUGGAAGAAUUUAUUACCAGCGUAAGGUGUAGGUUUGUGUGCAUCUAAGAUAUUAACAUAAAAAUGGUGUCAUUACCUGAGUGCAAUAUUUUUUGUGUGGAACUUUUUUUCAGAUGUGU